This is a messenger RNA of Psilocybe cubensis, 918 nucleotides long. RefSeq lists its product as uncharacterized. NCBI's taxonomy places the organism in Eukaryota, Fungi, Basidiomycota, Agaricomycetes, Agaricales, Agrocybaceae. Bases 1 to 918 code for a protein of 305 amino acids. The record is from RefSeq and is a predicted model, not a curated record. The transcript is spliced from 5 exons.
AUGCCUCCCCGUUUGUCUAUUUCCGCUUCACCCAACCUCCCACCGAACCCAGCACCUCCCCGAUACAUCAACAAGACGCAGAAUGAGAUCAUUGCCUCUAUGACCUCAGGAAAACCACUUAUUCACUACCACCCUGCCCCUGCUGGUGGGCACCCGCCCAUUGUCCGAGUACCAAACAACAAGUCGGUUUGGGAUGAAUCAUUGUGGAACACAUCGGAGGUCUCUGAUGCACAACGUGGAACCAAGGGCGAAUGCCAGAAGAAAUUUUGUCUAGACGACAAGGAUAUGCUCGACUUGUGCUGGAUAGACGGACCAGUUAAUAUAUACGGCAGAGCAUCGCACAUGUACUUGUUAGUUGAAGUAGAACGUCGUGCAUGGGAGAAGUACGGGGGCCCGCAAGGACUGAAGGCUCACCGAAAAUUGCCUAUACCCGAGCGGAAAGCUGCCAAACUCAUGGCUCGUAAGUUACACAAAGAACUUCAACUCGCCGUCCCAUCAGCCGUUGCCGAGGCAGGCCAACCAAAUAGUCCAACUAAUCAACAAACUGCAAGAAGACGGGCGCAUCGAAGAAGAUUUUCAGAUGCGUCUGUCGACUACGUUGAAAUAAUAUCACAGCGUAACGUCCCUGGGCCGUCGUCUUCACCAAUCUCGGCGGUCAACACCUCGUCACCUGCAUCUGCGCCAUAUACAUCUCCUCCAGAUACUCCUGGACCCUCUACGCCUGUUCGUACACCGAAAUCUAAUAGACACGUCAGGAAACCAUACAAUACCCCCAUUCGCCGUGGAGGUCAUCAAUCAUCUUGCAGUCCAAUUAAAAGCGACUCGAGGCGUGUUGAGAUCGACUUGACGAUUGAACCUGAAGAUGAUGUUUUCUCGCGCUUCCAUACCGAACAAGAUAUAAUCGAAAUAUCCGACUAA